UUUUUUUUAAGAUCUGAAAUGUAUACAUAUUCUCUUUUAUAUAAAAUACCCAUAACUACAUAAAUAUGCAACACAUUAUUCUUACAUUGGUUCGCGUUUUUGUUUUUACGUCAAUUGAAAAUAAAUUUAAGUGAUUUAGUAUUUCCUGCAUCUAAGUAAAAGUUUCAGAGUGCUUUUUAGAAGCAUGUACAUGAGUAAUUGAAUAGAAACAUUACUUGCUCAUAAGAUCUGUCCCAUGUAAAAUUUUAAAAUUUUUGAUUCGUAUGAAAGCGAAAAUAAAAAUGGAAAUCUUAUACGACAAUUUUUUUAUUACUCCAAUUUUUGAAGUGAUUUACUCCUAAAUCAAGUUACAGUCCUCCGAACACUGGUUUUGUAGUUCGAACAAUGGUUUUGUUUGUGCGCAAUUCAUUUAUACCGUUAUGAUUUUGUAGCAGCUUGUGGUUGAUGGAGAAGAAAGAAUGUCUGAAAAAUUAAAAGAAAUUUUGCAUAGUUUUGCCUUGGAUGAACUGCUGGAAGAACUUACUGCGGCUGGCAUUGAAUUUCGCCAUUUACCUUAUUUGAGCGAAGGAGAUAUCGCCGACGCUGUAAGAAAAGUGGGAAUAAGAGCCGAAUUCCGCGAAAAGCUUUUUGAUUGGCGAAAUAAGCAGACCUAUGAUGCUGACGGGCUGCACAGCAAUGUUGACCAAUGUGAAUUCCAUUAUGUGUCUUUAAAGAGGAUACUAAAAGACUGUUCUGCUGGUAGAACCAUUCAUGAUUACUAUGAGUGCAACGGACAUUUAAAUAAUAGCCAACGCGAUCGGAUUAUAAACGCUGUUGUGGAACACGUUGUUGCAAAUAAUAUAAAAUUAAGGCCCGUCAACUUCGAGCAAUUUUUAAAAGACAUACAAAUGUUGUUUCCUGAAGAAAAAUGUUCUUUGGAAUAUUAUUACAUUCCGCGUAAAGGGAAAAGACCGCCUGCUGGAAAAUUAUUUUCAAAAUAUAUAAAUAUUACCGCAAAGGAAAGAAAAAAAAAAGGAACAACUAAACAUAGGUGCGAUAAUUUGGAUACCUCAAUUCCUGAUCUAGCAACUGAGUUUGAUGAAUCGAUUGAAGCUAGUAUAAAAGAGGAGCUACGAAGGGAAUCAUCGGAUUGGGAAGUGGUUCUAGACAGAUGGGACAGAUCUUAUAACAUUCGACAACGCGAUUUAACACUUCUGAGUAAUUACGAUUUUAUUAAGGAGUGGCCAAAGUUAAAAGACGCCAGAGGUCCCCAACUGAUAAACUCCGACUUCAAGCGGUUGCAUCCUAACAAAGAACAUUUAUUAAAAACUAAAUGGAGUGCUUUUAAACAGAAUAUUCGAGAAUAUUACUACUUAAAUAUUGCCAACGCCGCCUGCAAAUCCCUUUUAAAAGACUUAAGUGGUGUGAAACAAAUAGAUGCUGAAGAUUGUGUGCUAACAACGCUAAUACAUUCAAUUUUACCUCCAACCGCAAGAUUCCAUAACACGUCAGGAGCAUCAAAAGCAAAAGCUACAAUAUUGGACGCGCAAGAGUUCUUUAUUAUCAAAGUAGAAACUAUAGGCAAUGUUUAUGAAGAAAUUCAAAAGUAUGUUGACAAAUGUUAUAUGAAUUCAUUUACAGUUCAACCUUUUAUAAUAAUGGAGGGAACAUAUUUAUCACCUAAAGCCUUUUUUGCUUAUAUUGAUAAAAUCAUUUACAAGUUUGACUCUUUUAUUGAAUGUCUGGAUUGUACUUUUAAAAUAUUUCAAGUUUUAAAUCUAAAGUAUCCCGCAAUUGCUGCCAACGCUUGGACCUUUAUUCAAAGAUAUUUCUUUGAGAUCGAAACAACGUCAGAUAUUAAAACACCUGCUCUGGUGUCGCUUGUAAAUUACCUUAAAAAUAAAUAAUAUUUAUAUAUUUGAAUAUGAUUUGCUUUUUAUGUAAAAAAUUGUUUCAAACAACAUGCUGUUAUAUAGCACAUUUAAAAUCAUAUCACUCUCUUAAGCAAAGUGAUACAAAGAUUUGUACUUUUGGUAAUUGUAAGCAAUUAUUUGCAUCGUUCGGUAAUUUCAAAAACCAUUUGCUUAAACAUAUGAAUGUAAAAUUAGAGAUUUGUAAAAAUAUAACUGAAA
This is a messenger RNA of Rhagoletis zephyria (snowberry fruit fly), 2111 nucleotides long. RefSeq lists its product as uncharacterized. Lineage: Eukaryota; Metazoa; Arthropoda; Insecta; Diptera; Tephritidae. The record is from RefSeq and is a predicted model, not a curated record.